GAAUUUGCACCACUCAUUUCUUCCCUGCUGGUCUUGAACUCCUGGCCUCAAGCAGUCCUCUUUCCUCGGCUUCCCAAAGUGCUGAGAUUGAUUACAAGUGUGAGUCCCAGCUCAGUGUCACAGACCUUUGUGGAAGCAGCAACAGCUCCCAUCCUUCCAACCUUUCUGGAGAAGCCGUGGCCUGAUGGUGAGCCGAAUGGGCUGGGGGGGGAGAAGAAGGCGGCUGGGGCGGUGGGGAGACCUGGGGCCCGGAUCGGUGCCCCUCCUCCCCAUGCCACUGCCACCUCCUCCUCCUCCUUCAUGCCGGGGACCUGGGGGAGGGAGGAUCUCCAUCUUCUCUCUGUCCCCUGCCCCUCAUACAAGAAGCUCCCCCUCCUCAUUUUCCCCUCCCACUGCAGGGCCCCCUUGCUCAGUGCUACAGGGGACAGGGGCUUCUCAGCCUUGCCACAGUGGUCUCCCUAUCCCAGCCACCCCCCCAACACAGGCUCAACCUGCAAUGACACCUGCCUCUGCAUCUCCCUCCUGGGGAUCCCACUCCACCCCACCCCUGGCCCCGGCGACCCCCCCUCCCUCACACCAGUGCCCCCAGGACUCUCCUGGGCUGCGGGUAGGCCCUUUGAUCCCUGAACAGGAUUAUGAGCGGCUGGAGGACUGUGACCCUGAGGGGUCCCAAGACUCACCCAUCCACGGGGAGGAACAGCAACCCCUGCUUUACGUCCCUGAAGGGCUCCGAGGCUCCUGGCAUCAUAUCCAGAACCUGGACAGCUUCUUCACCAAGAUUUACAGCUACCACCAGCGGAAUGGCUUUGCCUGCAUCUUGCUGGAGGAUGUCUUCCAGCUGGGACAAUUUAUUUUCAUUGUCACCUUCACAACCUUCCUCCUUCGAUGUGUGGAUUACAAUGUUCUCUUUGCCAACCAACAAAGUAACCGUACCAGACCUGGGCCGUUCCACAGCAAAGUGACCUUGUCAGAUACCAUCCUACCCUCAGCCCAGUGUGCUGAGAGGAUCCGCUCCAACCCGCUGCUGGUCCUCCUCCUGGUCCUGGCUGCGGGCUUCUGGCUGGUCCAACUGCUUCGCUCAGUCUGCAACCUCUUCAGCUACUGGGACAUCCAGGUGUUUUAUAGAGAGGCCCUGCACAUCCCCCCGGAGGAGCUGAGCUCGGUUCCGUGGGCAGAGGUGCAGUCCCGCCUCCUGGCGCUGCAGCGGAGCGGGGGCCUGUGCGUGCAGCCGCGGCCCCUGACAGAGCUGGACAUCCACCACCGCAUCCUGCGCUACACCAACUACCAGGUGGCGCUGGCCAACAAAGGCCUGCUGCCGGCCCGCUGCCCGCUGCCCUGGGGAGGCAGUGCCGCUUUCCUCAGCCGCGGCCUGGCGCUCAAUGUCGACCUGCUGCUCUUCCGCGGUCCCUUCUCGCUCUUCCGCGGGGGCUGGGAGCUGCCGCACGCCUACAAGCGCAGCGACCAGCGGGGCGCCCUAGCAGCGCGCUGGGGGCGCACAGUGCUGCUGCUGGCCGCCCUGAACCUGGCGCUGAGCCCGCUGGUGCUGGCCUGGCAGGUUCUGCACGUCUUCUAUAGCCACGCGGAGCUGCUGCGGCGCGAGCCUGGCGCGCUGGGGGCGCGCGGCUGGUCCCGCCUGGCGCGCUUGCAGCUGCGCCACUUCAACGAGCUGCCGCACGAGCUGCGCGCGCGCCUGGCCCGCGCCUACCGCCCCGCAGCCGCCUUCCUGCGCACCGCUGCGCCCCCCGCGCCCCUACGCGCUCUGCUGGCCCGCCAGCUCGUUUUCUUCGCGGGCGCACUCCUCGCCGCGCUGCUUGUGCUCACCGUCUACGACGAGGACGUGCUAGCCGUGGAGCACGUGCUCACCGCCAUGACCGCGCUCGGGGUCACCGCCACCGUGGCCAGGUCUUUCAUUCCGGAAGAGCAGUGCCAGGGUCGUGCGCCGCAGCUGCUGCUGCAGACAGCCCUGGCCCACAUGCACUACCUCCCGGAGGAGCCCGGCCCUGGCGGCAGGGACCGCGCCUACCGGCAGAUGGCGCAGCUGCUGCAGUACCGAGCGGUCUCCCUCCUGGAGGAGCUCCUGUCCCCGCUCCUCACCCCGCUGUUUCUGCUUUUCUGGUUCCGCCCUCGUGCCCUGGAGAUUAUCGACUUUUUUCAUCACUUCACUGUGGAUGUGGCUGGGGUUGGGGACAUCUGUUCCUUUUCUCUUAUGGAUGUGAAGCGCCACGGCCACCCUCAGUGGCUCUCGGCGGGACAGACUGAGGCCUCGCUGUCUCAGCGCGCGGAGGACGGCAAGACUGAGCUUUCUUUGAUGCGAUUCUCCCUGGCGCAUCCGCUCUGGCGCCCCCCAGGGCACAGCUCUAAGUUUCUUGGGCACCUCUGGGGCCGAGUACAACAAGAUGCAGCUGCCUGGGGCGCCACCUCGGCUCGUGGCCCCUCCACCCCAGGGGUGCUCAGCAACUGCACCUCGCCCCUGCCUGAGGCCUUCCUGGCCAACCUCUUCGUGCACCCUCUCCUGCCCCCGAGAGAUCUGAGCCCGACAGCGCCCUGUCCAGCAGCGGCCACGGCCAGCCUCCUUGCCUCCAUUUCCCGAAUUGCCCAGGACCCCAGCUCUGUGUCCCCAGGAGGCACUGGGGGCCAGAAGCUGGCCCAGCUCCCAGAACUUGCUUCUGCCGAGAUGAGUCUCCAUGUCAUUUACCUGCACCAGCUUCACCAGCAGCAGCAGCAGGAGCCGUGGGGUGAGGCUGCAGCCUCCAUCCUGUCCAGGCCCUGCUCCAGCCCCUCACAGCCACCCUCGCCUGAUGAGGAGAAGCCAUCCUGGUCAAGUGACGGCUCCAGUCCUGCCUCUAGCCCCAGACAACAGUGGGGAACCCAGAGGGCCCGGAAUCUGUUCCCUGGAGGGUUUCAGGUGACCACAGACACCCAGAAGGAGCCUGACCGGGCCUCUUGCACUGACUGAGACGACUCCUCAGGGCCCCACUCCUGGCAGCUGAGUGCUGCACCUGCCUUCUCGAUCACAAGCCUGAGAACUGCAUGGGGGAGCAGCCCAGACUGGCUGGAAACCAUGUUUUCAGAGUGCAGGGUCAAGUGGCGUGUAGGACUCUCUGUCAAAAGAAUGACCCCUUUCCCCACCACAUACCCACAACUGCACAGGUUAAAACAGAAAUCUUGUCAUUUUAUAAUUGUAAUCCACGCCGGGUGCAGUGGCUCACACCUGUAAUCCCAGCACUUUGGGAGGCUGAGGUGAGUGGAUUACGAGGUCAGGAGUUCAAGACCAGCCUGGCCAAGAUGGUGAAACCCUGUCUUUACUAAAAAUACAAAAACUAGCCGGGCGCGGUGGCUGGCACCUGUAAUCCCAACUACUCGGGAGGCUAAGGCAGGAGAAUCACUUGAACUUGGGGGGCGGAGGUUGCAGUGAGCUGAGAUCACACCACUGCACUCCAGCCUGGGCGGCAGAGGGAGACUCCGUUUCAAAAAAGAAAACAAAAGAAACUGUAAUCCACAUGAGCUGGGUUAGGCACUUUAGUAGUUCUCAUAACAUCUGGCACAGUCUCUUACGGUAAAUCUUCAAUAAUAAAUACUUGAUUUAGAGAUUAGACUUUACAGGUAAGAUACUCCUGAGAGAGGCAAGAGGAAUCUAACAUUCGCCUAAGAAACAGGAAGGGGGUAGCAGUAGGCCCUGGGGUACCGCUGCUGGGAGGGGCCUUCCAGAUUUAGGCGGACCCAGGCCGGAGGCAACAGGCCUAGAGAGGGAAAGAGGCGUUUUGCUCCUUCCUGGAGGAAUAAUGCUGAAUCCUUGCAGCCUCUGGACAGAUGUGAGAAGGCACCACCUCAAGAGGGGAGGAGCGGGGCUGAUCCUGGUCGGGCGGACCUGAGUCGGGCAGCCGCUCUCCCGGAACUGGAAGGGAAAGCCAGGCGGCUCUCAUGGGCUGUUGGUGUCUGAGCCGGGCGGGUCGAACGCCCAGGGCACUGCGCCCCGCAAUUGCCGCUCCUGCAAGGAAAAGCUCUGGGUGCGUAUGCGGCUUGUCACCUCCUGGGUGCGCAGCGUGAGCCCGAAAAUGUCUUCGUGGUAGCGUUGCUGAUCCUGUCGGAAAAGGGCGCAGUGGAUCAGAACCCGACUCGGAGACCUUAGCAGGAACCCCGCACGCCCAGGCCCUGGUCCCCGCCUCAGGCCCGGCCCGCCCCUCCGCACCCGCAGCACGCCGAUGACGUCGCCGGCCUCGUCCAGCUCCAUGUUGCCCUCCGUCGCCAAGAUGCGCUGCACGGUCUGCAGGACGUUGGUUGCCAUGGUGACAUCGCCGCAGACAAACAUGUGGCCCCGCUCGAGGCACAGCACGCGGUGCACCUCCGCAGCCAGCUCUGUCCUCAGGAUGUCCUGCACGCUACCAUUGCGCCCUCAGGGUCUCACACCUUGGGGUUGUCAGGUUCCCGGGAGAAGGCGGUGAGGACUCGGCCAAACACCCCGCGCUGCUGGGCGUUCUGCACCUCGUCGCGGUAGAGAUGGUCGAGUUGCGAGCAUCGGCAGCCGAACACCAAAGUCAUGGGAGUGGGCUGCAGCCCUGCAAGCAACCCCGCGCUUGGGAAGGCUCUUCUCCGGGGCACAGUGCUAGUGGGGCCUCCCCACAGGCCACCGUCACCCAGCCUGGCAGCCCAGCGUUUUGGGCUGAAGCUACCAUUACUUUGGCUGUUUCAUCUCUUAAGAGUGCAGAAUGCUUUCACAGAGACCCUGCACAGCCCUGAUUUACAGAGGGAAGGGAAGCGCGG
Pongo pygmaeus (Bornean orangutan) is the source of this 4761-nucleotide messenger RNA. It is a transcript of the gene ATG9B, whose product is annotated as autophagy related 9B. Bases 185 to 2956 code for a protein of 923 amino acids. Gene Ontology annotation, cellular component: phagophore assembly site; autophagosome. Gene Ontology annotation, biological process: piecemeal microautophagy of the nucleus; reticulophagy; protein localization to phagophore assembly site. The transcript has 17 exons. Lineage: Eukaryota; Metazoa; Chordata; Mammalia; Primates; Hominidae. The record is from RefSeq and is a predicted model, not a curated record.